Funneliformis geosporum is the source of this 135-nucleotide messenger RNA. Lineage: Eukaryota; Fungi; Glomeromycota; Glomeromycetes; Glomerales; Glomeraceae. The record is from the annotation of a GenBank genome assembly.
GUGGCAUCAUUUUUCACUAAUCCAUGGAUGUCAAUUUCUGAUAAGGAAAGGUUUACAAUGUUAAAAUUGCUUAUGAUCCAAUUAGUGUGGCAUGCUGAAUCAGAUUCCCCAUCUCAACGUCAUUCAGCCGCUUAA